GCCGUGAAAUUCUGCUCCGCCUAUGGCCUCUACGAGGGAUUCGUCUACAUUUAUUGCUUUAUUCUGCGAGAUCACGCGACGGCAUUUCGUUGGCUUACCAAUCUUCUCCACGAGCCUGCGAAACCGGCUGGACGGACUUCCACCGCAUCAUCUCAAGCGUUUCCUUCGAAACCUGUUGAUCAGAUUGAAGUGGUUAACAGUAUUCUGCUUUUCCUACGAGCCAUAUUUGCUGCCGAGGAGUUUUUUGGAAGUCCACUUCCUUCGGAAUUGUGCGAAGAUGUGCAAAAUGAGAUUUUCAACCUUCUACUCUCACCGAGUCUCUCUUCUGUGGACUUGUCGCGGGGAAUAUUGUUGAAUCUCCAGUCUCUUGUAUCGCCUGUCACGGCCACCACUGGUGGUGCUGAGGGAUCAAGCGCUUCUCCAACGCGGCUCACAGUGCUUUUACGUUUGGCGGCAGUAGAUCUGGUUAAUAUGCUUACCCUCGUUUCGCGCGAGGCCUUCUUUUCUCCGCCAAAGACUCAGUGGCUGCAACGUCGGCGUAGACUCUUCUAUGCCCUCGCGUCAUCGGUCCUUGACAGUCCGGAUACUUCUUUAGACCUCCUGGCCCCCACACUUUACUUCCUGAGCCAGCAGCUCCUGCUGCCAGAGAACGCGACCAUUGCCUUUGACAGGCAGAAAUUAGACUGCUUAUUUGAGCGGCUUUGUGAAGUGAGUAAAGCCUCGAGAACCACGCCUGCCGCGUCAGAGGGGCUCUGUGAAUCACUUUUCCAGCUGCAUGCUGCUGGACUUCUUUCGUUGUCAUCGGAACAGUUGAAUCGUGCUCAGGCUGCCGGGCUCUACGACUUAUGCGAAAAGGUCUAUGAAAGUCAAGGCAACCCAGUCGCCGUCCUAACUUGCCGAAUCUCCAUCCUCCAGCGCAGUCUCCAGCAGCCCCCGCUGCUGGCCACCUGUGAUGCCCUUCGCUGCCUCGUUCUCCUUAUGCAAUGUCUCGGCCCUUCUAUGCGUCGUAUCCUCUUUGCCCUCGAUGCGGUCUUUAUGAGUGACUCCAAAUCCUUCAUCGAGCGGUUUGUUUCCCAUCGCCGCGAAGCAGACAGC
Messenger RNA from Dibothriocephalus latus, 1095 nucleotides. The record is from the annotation of a GenBank genome assembly. Lineage: Eukaryota; Metazoa; Platyhelminthes; Cestoda; Diphyllobothriidea; Diphyllobothriidae.